This is a messenger RNA of Macrosiphum euphorbiae (potato aphid), 309 nucleotides long. NCBI's taxonomy places the organism in Eukaryota, Metazoa, Arthropoda, Insecta, Hemiptera, Aphididae. The record is from the annotation of a GenBank genome assembly.
AUGGGUCCGUUGACCUCCAAUGGGGAUUCCCGCGUCGACAACUCAACGUUCGUUCGCGUUAGCGAGAAACACGGCAACAUGCACCCCGACGACCGAAGUCCGACACAACAAUGCGGCGGCGAUACACAACAGUUGGUUCCCCACGAGCAACGUGGUAUAGAACGGGCGUUCACGGAUUCACGCCACAAAAAACCGACACACGAGGUCGUAAACACUGAAAAGGCCACGCGAACGGCGCCGACACAUACGGCGAUGACAGACAGGUCACCGACACACCAACGGCGGACACGUAUGGCGCUCCCUCGAUAA